AUGGCAUCACAUACAACAACUUCAACAUUUGUCACUGUUGAUGGUGAUGAUUCGAGAAUGGAAACAAGUUCCGAACGUAAAUAUCUAUCCAAAAUAGCAUACUUAAUUUCACUCUUAAGCCAUAUUAUUUUAGAUUUCAUGUUGAACACAAGCUCAACACGCUAUACUAUUGUUGGGAAUACUAUUAGUUAUGGUGCGAAUACGCAAUAUCACGGCAAAUUAUGGACUCAUGCAUAUCGACCAAUGCAUCGAUCAGGUUCAGUUCCUGCUCAUGACCGGCCAUAUUUUGAAUACGAAAAAAUGGGUCAGUUAUACGAUCUAGUAGUUGUCUGUCCAUAUCCGUCUCUAUCUCUUUCUCUUUUUGUAUGUUCUACGAUAUCAGAUCGCGCAACUAUUGCACGAAAAAAAGCAUUUCGAUUGCCGAAUUUCAAUGAUCAAGCAAUGUUGGACGCAAAUAGGGAGGCAAAAUGUAGACUUGAUGCCGGUAUUUUUGCUAUAUCAUGUUGGUCGAAUAUUCCGAGACUCGAUUUUGUGGAAUUUGGCACAUUUGAAAGUUCGUGUAACUCUUCAGAAUCGCCAACAUGGCCAGAAUCUGAAAUAAAAACAAGUAAAAUGAAAUGA
This is a messenger RNA of Rotaria sp. Silwood2, 621 nucleotides long. The record is from the annotation of a GenBank genome assembly. Lineage: Eukaryota; Metazoa; Rotifera; Eurotatoria; Philodinida; Philodinidae.